AUGAUUUUACCUAUUUCUAUUAAUCCUAAAGAAGAUUCAGUGUAGCAUGAUUAGGGCAGUAAAUUGUUUAAAGAUAUUUAGGUGAUGAAUUAUCAGAUUUGAAGCUACAUCAAGAAGCAUCUUAGAAUGAAGCAAUUACUAUUUACCCAAGCAAUGUUGAUGCAUAGAUUGGUAAGGGUAAUUUAUUGUUAAAUGUCAACAUUUAGGUAUUGCAUUAGCUGAUUUGAAAUAGUGCUAAGAAGUAAUUUAAUGCUAUGAUGAACCAAUGCUUAUUAGCCCUGAAUAAGUUGAUGUAUGGAAUAGCAAAGGUAAUUUAUUGUUGAAUAUUAUAUUAAUUAGGUGAUGCAUUAUAUAAUUUGAAUCAAUACUAAGAAGCAAUUGAAUGUUACAAUUAAGCAAUAUCUAUAAAUCCUAAAUAUGCUCAUGCAUGGUAAAAUAAAGGUAAUUAAAUGUUAAAUAUUAAUAUAUUUAUAGGUAAUGCAUUAACCAAAUUGAAUCAAUAUCAGGAAGCAAUUAAUUGUUACGACAAAGCUAUUUCUAUUAAUCCGAAAUAUGAUCCUGCAUAAAAUGGAAAGGGUAGUUAGUUGUUUAAUAGGAGUAUUUAGGUUAUGCAUUAAAAAAAUUGAAUCAAAAUCAAGAUGCAAUUUCAUGUUUCGAUGCGGCUGUUUCAAUUAACCCUAAAUUUGAUAGUGCAUGGUGUAACAAAGGUAAUUACUAAUUAAAUAUUCAUAUUUAGGUGAUGCAUUAUAUAAUUUGAAUCAAUAUCAAGAAGCAAUUUAAUGUUAUGAUUAAGCUGUUUCUAUUAACCCUAACUUUGAUAAUGCAUGGAAUGGCAAGGGUAAAUUAUUGUUAAAUAUUAAUAUUUAGGUGAUGCAUUAUAUCAUUUGAAUCAAUAUGAAGAAGCAAUUAAAUGUUAAACCGAAGCAAUAUAUAUUAACCCUAAAAAUGUUGAUGCAUGGAAUAGCAAGGGUAAUGUAUUUUUAAAUGUAAAUAUAUAGGUAAUGCAUUAUUCUAUUUAAAUCAAUACUAAGACUCAAUUGAAUGUUAUAAUGAAGCAAUAUCUAUAAAUUCUUAAACAGAUUAUGCAUGGUAUAAAAAGGGUAAUUAAUUGUUAAUUAUUAAUAUACAUAUAGGGAAUGCAUUAUUCGAAUUAAAUUAAUACUAAGACUCAAUUAAAUGUUACAAUGAAGCAAUAUCUAUUAGCCCAAAUUAAACUAAAGCAUGGUAUAGUAAGGGUAAUAUUAUUGUUAAUUAUUACUUUUUAGGUCUUGCAUUAUGUAAUUUAAAUCAAUACGAAGAAUCAAUUGCAUGUUACAAUUAAGCAAUAUCUAUUAACCCUAAAGGUAUUGAUAUAUGGAAUGACAAGGGUAAUGUAUUUUUUAAUGUUAAUAUAUAGGUAAUGCCUUAGAAACUUUGAAUCAACAUGAAUAAGCAAUUGAAUGUUACAAUGAAGCAAUAUCUAUUAACCCAAAAUAUACUAAAACAUGGUAUAAUAAGGGUAAUAUUAUUGUAAUUAUUACUUGUUAGGUCUCGCAUUAUUUAAAUUUAAUUAAUACCAAGAAGCAAUUAAAUGUUUCAAUGAAGCAAUAUUUAUUAACCCUAAUUAUAUUGGCGCAUAAUUUAAAAAGGGUAAUAUUAUUAUUAAAUAAUUAUUUAUAGGUAUUGCAUUAUUCGAGUUGAAAUAAUAUGAAGAAGCAAUUAAAUGUUUUAAUGAGGAAAUAUCUAUUAACCCUAAAGAUGUUGUUACAUUGAAUUGCAAGGGUAAAUUUAUGCAAAAUAAUUAUAUAUAGGUCUUACAUUAUUCUUUUUGAAAUAAUAUGAAGAUGCAAUUAAAUACUACAAUGAAGCAAUAUUUAUUAACCCUUAGUUUGCUAAUUCAUGGUAUUACAAGGGUAAUAUUUAUAGUAAAACUAUUAUAUGUAGGUCUCGCAUUAUAUCAAUUGAAAUAAUAUUAAGAAGCAAUUAUAUGUUGCAAUGAAGCAUUAUCUAUUAACCCUAAAGACGAUUAAACAUGGGUUUGCAAGGGUAUUUAUUGUUAAACAUUAAUUUAUAGGUAUUGCAUUAUUCAAUUUAAAACAAUACUAAGAUUCAAUCGAAUGUUAUAAUGAGGCAAUAUCUAUAAAUUCUUCAGAUGCUAAAAUAUGGUACAACAAGGGUAAUUUAUUGUAAAUAUAUAUAUAUAGGUAAUGCAUUAUGCAAUUUAAAUUAUUACUAAGACUCAAUUGAAUGUUACAAUGAAGCAAUAUCUAUUAACCCUAAAGACGAUUAAACAUGGGUUUGCAAGGGUAUUUAUUGUUAAACAUUAAUUUAUAGGUAUUGCAUUAUUCAAUUUAAAACAAUACUAAGAUUCAAUCGAAUGUUANGUAAUGCAUUAUUCAAUUUAAAACAAUACUAAGAUUCAAUUGAAUGUUACAAUAAAGCAAUAUCUAUUAACCCUAAAGACGAUUAAACAUGGGUUUGCAAGGGUAUUUAUUGUUAAACAUUAAUUUAUAGGUAAUGCAUUAUUCAAUUUAAAACAAUACUAAGAUUCAAUUGAAUGUUACAAUAAAGCAAUAUCUAUUAACCCUAAAGACGAUUAAACAUGGGUUUGCAAGGGUAUUUAUUGUUAAACAUUAAUUUAUAGGUAAUGCAUUAUUCAAUUUAAAACAAUACUAAGAUUCAAUUGAAUGUUACAAUAAAGCAAUAUCUAUUAACCCUAAAGACGAUUAAACAUGGGUUUGCAAGGGUAUUUAUUGUUAAACAUUAAUUUAUAGGUAAUGCAUUAUUCAAUUUAAAACAAUACUAAGAUUCAAUUGAAUGUUACAAUAAAGCAAUAUCUAUUAACCCUAAAGACGAUUAAACAUGGGUUUGCAAGGGUAUUUAUUGUUAAACAUUAAUUUAUAGGUAAUGCAUUAUUCAAUUUAAAACAAUACUAAGAUUCAAUUGAAUGUUACAAUAAAGCAAUAUCUAUUAACCCUAAAGACGAUUAAACAUGGGUUUGCAAGGGUAUUUAUUGUUAAACAUUAAUUUAUAGGUAAUGCAUUAUUCAAUUUAAAACAAUACUAAGAUUCAAUUGAAUGUUACAAUAAAGCAAUAUCUAUUAACCCUAAAGACGAUUAAACAUGGGUUUGCAAGGGUAUUUAUUGUUAAACAUUAAUUUAUAGGUAAUGCAUUAUUCAAUUUAAAACAAUACUAAGAUUCAAUUGAAUGUUACAAUAAAGCAAUAUCUAUUAACCCUAAAGACGAUUAAACAUGGGUUUGCAAGGGUAUUUAUUGUUAAACAUUAAUUUAUAGGUAAUGCAUUAUUCAAUUUAAAACAAUACUAAGAUUCAAUUGAAUGUUACAAUAAAGCAAUAUCUAUUAACCCUAAAGACGAUUAAACAUGGGUUUGCAAGGGUAUUUAUUGUUAAACAUUAAUUUAUAGGUAAUGCAUUAUUCAAUUUAAAACAAUACUAAGAUUCAAUUGAAUGUUACAAUAAAGCAAUAUCUAUUAACCCUAAAGACGAUUAAACAUGGGUUUGCAAGGGUAUUUAUUGUUAAACAUUAAUUUAUAGGUAAUGCAUUAUUCAAUUUAAAACAAUACUAAGAUUCAAUUGAAUGUUACAAUAAAGCAAUAUCUAUUAACCCUAAAGACGAUUAAACAUGGGUUUGCAAGGGUAUUUAUUGUUAAACAUUAAUUUAUAGGUAAUGCAUUAUUCAAUUUAAAACAAUACUAAGAUUCAAUUGAAUGUUACAAUAAAGCAAUAUCUAUUAACCCUAAAGACGAUUAAACAUGGGUUUGCAAGGGUAUUUAUUGUUAAACAUUAAUUUAUAGGUAAUGCAUUAUUCAAUUUAAAACAAUACUAAGAUUCAAUUGAAUGUUACAAUAAAGCAAUAUCUAUUAACCCUAAAGACGAUUAAACAUGGGUUUGCAAGGGUAUUUAUUGUUAAACAUUAAUUUAUAGGUAAUGCAUUAUUCAAUUUAAAACAAUACUAAGAUUCAAUUGAAUGUUACAAUAAAGCAAUAUCUAUUAACCCUAAAGACGAUUAAACAUGGGUUUGCAAGGGUAUUUAUUGUUAAACAUUAAUUUAUAGGUAAUGCAUUAUUCAAUUUAAAACAAUACUAAGAUUCAAUUGAAUGUUACAAUAAAGCAAUAUCUAUUAACCCUAAAGACGAUUAAACAUGGGUUUGCAAGGGUAUUUAUUGUUAAACAUUAAUUUAUAGGUAAUGCAUUAUUCAAUUUAAAACAAUACUAAGAUUCAAUUGAAUGUUACAAUAAAGCAAUAUCUAUUAACCCUAAAGACGAUUAAACAUGGGUUUGCAAGGGUAUUUAUUGUUAAACAUUAAUUUAUAGGUAAUGCAUUAUUCAAUUUAAAUCAAUACUAAGAUUCAAUCGAAUGUUAUAAUGAGGCAAUAUCUAUAAAUUCUUCAGAUGCUAAAAUAUGGUACAACAAGGGUAAUUUAUUGUAAAUAUAUAUAUAUAGGUAAUGCAUUAUGCAAUUUAAAUUAUUACUAAGACUCAAUUGAAUGUUACAAUGAAGCAAUAUCUAUUAACCCUAAAGAUGUUAAUGCAUGGAAUUGCAAGGGUAAUUAAUUGUUAAAUAAUAAUAUUUAGGUCUCGCAUUAUACAAUUUAAAUCAAUAUGAACAAGCAAUUGCAUGUUAUGAUAGAGCAACAUCUAUUGACCCUAAAUUUGAUUGGGCUUUUGAUAAUAAAGGUAAUGAUAUUUGUUAUUAAGGUUUAAUCCUACAAAAAUUAUAGAAACACAUGGAUGCACUCUCAAAUUUUGAACGAGCACUUAAAAUAAAUCCUACUGCUUUUAGAUUAAAAUAUAAAGGUAAAUUUAUCUUUAAUUUAUUUUUAGCUGAUUCAUUAGUUAAAUUACGUAGAAGUUCAGAAGCCAAAUACUUUUAUUUUACUGCAUAGGAAAUGGGUUUGGGUCAGAAUGCUUAAAUAACUUGGUAACUAUCAAAGUUAUGA
Paramecium octaurelia is the source of this 4939-nucleotide messenger RNA. NCBI's taxonomy places the organism in Eukaryota, Ciliophora, Oligohymenophorea, Peniculida, Parameciidae. The record is from the annotation of a GenBank genome assembly.